This is a messenger RNA of Moesziomyces aphidis, 1125 nucleotides long. Lineage: Eukaryota; Fungi; Basidiomycota; Ustilaginomycetes; Ustilaginales; Ustilaginaceae. The record is from the annotation of a GenBank genome assembly.
AUGGUCGCUCCAGGCUCAUCCGACCUGCUGCGGUGCUCCCUCUACCUGCCUUUGGGCCUGCUCGCCGUGUACACGACGUUCUUCAUUGCGCUGCUGACGCCCACGCUCCAGCGGCACUUUAUCUUCCUGCACGCCGUCCAGUUCCCCUUCUUUCCAUCUUUCUCACAGCCGCACAAGUACGGUCUUGCACCGGGCAAGACGCGUGUGCUGCAUCUGGACACGCGCGAUGGCGAGAAGAUCGGCGUAUGGCAUGUGCUGCCCGAAAUCGCCUACCAAUCGCUCGUCGCACGCGACGAGAAGAUGGAGGCGGGUCAGUUUGACGACAGCCUGUACGAGACGGCCAUGCGCGAGUACCCGACAGUGUUGUAUCUGCAUGGAAAUGCGAUGCACCGCGCAGCGCCGUGGCGCAUUGCGGCGUACAGCGCACUCACAAGCAGGAUGGACGUCAACGUCGUAGCUAUCGACUAUCGCGGCUUCGGCGACAGCUCAGGUAGCCCCUCGGAAGCCGGUGUGGUCGAGGACGCACACGCCGCCUACAGGUGGAUGAAGCAGCAGCAGGGAUGGUCUAAUCAGCGCGUCACGCUCUUCGGACAGAGUCUGGGCACGGGCAUUGCAGCCAUCCUCGCGACACAGCUCGCCGAGCACGACGAGGUCGGGGUGGUACUCAUGGCGCCGUACGCCAACCUUCGAUCGUUGGUGAGCGAUUUCCGCCUCGGCGGCGUCCUCCCACUCCUAGCUCCUGUCAAGGCUAUCCCUUUCCAUGAAAGCAUCUUGGAUCGCUGCAUGCAGACACGGCUCGACACUCUCGCUACCCUGCCGCGCUUCAUCUCGGCCCCGCACACAGGACGGGUGGUGUUGCUGCACGCACGCGACGAUCCCGUCAUCCCCGCCUCGCACUCCCACCGCCUAUUCGGUGCCCUCCACGGCGCAGCCAAAAAGCCGGCAGUGCAGUCGAGAGACAUGCCGGGCUUCGCACACAUCCAGCGCUUCCAACCCAGCUCCACCGCCGACGACGCCACCGUCACGCUCAUCGAGACGCACUUUGGCGGACACAACCAGCUCACCGAAGGCGCGCUCGACCUCGUGCGUCUCGCGCUGCGUCUCCCCUCCCACCUAUCCCCCUAG